Mustela lutreola (European mink) is the source of this 2024-nucleotide messenger RNA. It is a transcript of the gene SNRNP48, whose product is annotated as small nuclear ribonucleoprotein U11/U12 subunit 48. The coding region runs from base 64 to 1077 and encodes 337 amino acids. The transcript has 9 exons. The record is from RefSeq and is a predicted model, not a curated record. NCBI's taxonomy places the organism in Eukaryota, Metazoa, Chordata, Mammalia, Carnivora, Mustelidae. Gene Ontology annotation, cellular component: cytosol; nucleoplasm; U12-type spliceosomal complex.
CCCAGAGGCCCGCGCGCGGCGCCGGCAGUUCGACUGCUUCCUUCUGGCGGGUCGGGUGCGGCCAUGGAGGGCGAGCCGCCCCCAGUGGAGGAGCGGCGGCGGCUACAGCAGGAGCUUAGCGAGUUCGUGGAGAGCUGCUGCCGGAGGCUGGAGGAGGUGACGGCGUCCCUGGGCUGGAGCCUGGAUCGGCUGGACCCCGGGGAGGAGGCGGCACAGGAUGAAGUUGUGAUAUGUCCCUAUGAUUCCAAUCAUCACAUGCCUAAAUCAUCUUUAGCAAAGCACAUGGUGUCUUGUAGAUUAAGGAAACUGGGCUAUACCAAAGAAGAAGAGGAUCAAAUGUAUAAUUCUGAUUUUUUCUAUGAGAAUGUGAAGAUACCUUCAAUUACUUUGAAUAAGGACUCACAAUUCCAGAUAAUUAAACAAGCUAGAACUGCAGUUGGAAAAGAUGGUGAUGGUUAUAAUCAAAGGAUUUAUUCUUCGUUACCUGUUGAAGUUCCUCUGAAUCACAAACGGUGUGUUUGUGAUCUGACCCAAGCUGAUCGUCUUGCCCUCUAUGAUUUCGUAGUGGAGGAGACGAAGAAAAAGCGCUCUGAUUCACAGAUUAUUGAAAAUGACAGUGAUCUGUUUGUAGACUUGGCUGCCAAAGUCAAUCAAGAUAAUAGUCGAAAAAGUCCAAAAUCUUACCUUGAAAUCCUGGCAGAAGUGAGAGAUUAUAAAAGAAGACGCCAGUCCUAUAGAGCUAAGAAUGUUCACAUAACCAAGAAAUCAUAUACGGAGGUGAUUCGGGAUGUCAUAAAUGUGCACAUGGAAGAACUCAGUAGUCAUUGGCAAGAAGAGCAAAGAGCGGAGGAUGAUGCUGAAAAGAAUGAAGAAAGACGAUCAGCUUCAGUAGAUUCCCGGCAGUCUGGUGGAAGUUACUUGGAUGCUGAGUAUUCACGACAUAGAAAGGAUCGGAGUAGGAGCCCACAUAAACGGAAAAGAAAUAAAGAUAAGGAUAAAAACUGGGACUCGAGAAGAAGGAAGGACAGGGAUGGGGAAAGACAUCAUAGUCAUAAAAGAAGAAAGCAAAAAAUAUAAUGAGGUAUUGGUGCGUGUAUUAAUUAUGCUUAUGUCAUGAUAACCAGUAUGACAGCAUUUUAAUUACAAUUUCUUUGAGUAGAAGAAUGUUUAUAUGACUUGUUUAGUGCUCAGAUCAUUAAUUUUCAGUAAGUACUUAUGUUUCAAACCAUGAGUAUACUAUUAGUCCUUUAACUUUGUUUUGCUUAUAUUUUAAUAGAUGAUUGCUUCCUAUUAUAGAUUUUGUUUCAUUCUUUGUGAUAAUUUAUGUAUCAGAAAAUUCUUUAAAGUCAGUACUUAAACUGUAUAAAUAGUACACGAACACAUUCUCAUUUUUAAAAAUGAGACCUUAUAGCUAAGGUUAACAGCCCCUUGGAACCACACUCUAUAAUUCCUGUGGCCACCUCAGUAACUACGACUUAACCACUGCACCGGUGAAAUAUAGUAGGGAAAAAACCACCUAAAUAUCUGUCAGGAGGGGAAUGGCCUGGUUAAAUAAAAUAUGGUAUAGUCAUGUGAUAGAUUACUAUAUUGGAUUUAAAAGAAAUAAACUUUAUAAUAACAUGGAUAGAUCUCAGAAACAUAAUGCUAAGUGAAAAUAGCUAACUGCAGAAAAAUGUAUACAAGUUAUAUUUACGUACAAUAUAAUACUGUACAUUUUCUGUGACCAUGUAUGUAUGUAAAUAUAUUUUUAAAGCUUCAGAAGGACCAAUACCAAUCUCAUAACAAUAAUUAUUUGUGGAAGGAGGUAUGGAUGGGAGAGAUAUGGAAUGAAAACCAGGAUUGAGAGGUGGUCAGAGAAAACUUCAGCUUUAUCCACAAUAUGUUAAGUUUUUAAAGGCAUUCAUUUUUCACUUGUUAAUUAAAAGUAGAUUUUAAUUAAAAUUAAAAAUAUACUGUCAUUUUCUUUUAUGUAAAUCAUCUUUAUUGAGGUACUGUUUAUAUAAAAUAAAAUGCACCCAUUUUAA